UGCCCGCUCCUCCAGCCAAUCACAGUCUCGCUCCCGGCUGUCCCUCAGCUGACUCUCCCCUCAUUCAGCUCGCAGCUCGUCGUGUCGGUUGGAUGGACGAGAGUUUGCUAGAGAAGACAGAAGCCUCCCUCGGAAUGGAGAAUGGUGGUGAAAUGAGUGAUCUCAUGGAAGAAAACUGCAAGAAAAACUAUUCUUCCCAGGAAACAUCUGCAGAAAAAAGUGUGUCUCCUGCUAAGGACUGCUCAGUAAGACACAAAAAAUUGCAAAAACUUGAGAAACAAUUAAAGUGCUUAGCCUUUCAAAAUCCAGGACCUCAGGUAGCUGACUUCAAUCCUGAAACUAGACAGCAGAAAAAGAAAGCAUGCAUGUCACAGAUGAAACAAAGUUUUUUUUAUGAGUCCAAAUUUACGAAGAAGUAUGACAAACAUGGCAAGCUGCUUUGUAAUGACAUAGACUUAUGUGAUUGCCUGGAAAUUGACUGCCUGGGUUGCUUCUAUCCUUGCCCCAAAUGCAACUCAAACAAAUGUGGACCAGAAUGCCGCUGCAAUAGAAAAUGGGUUUAUGAUGCGAUUGAGACUGAAGCUGGAGAUGUGAUCAGUGCGCUACCAUUUUUUGUCCCUGAUUGAUUAUGUUCUGCUAGUUUUUGUGCCUGAACAUUGUUCUUUUUUCUUCAUGUUUUAUUAAAAUAAAUCUAGGUUUUGUGAAUUGUCUCUAGUGAAGAACCUG
Oenanthe melanoleuca is the source of this 726-nucleotide messenger RNA. It is a transcript of the gene ARL14EPL, whose product is annotated as ADP ribosylation factor like GTPase 14 effector protein like. Lineage: Eukaryota; Metazoa; Chordata; Aves; Passeriformes; Muscicapidae. The transcript has 4 exons. The record is from RefSeq and is a predicted model, not a curated record. The coding region runs from base 93 to 626 and encodes 177 amino acids.